AUGGCUACAUUUGGUCUAAGAGUGGAGACAGAUUUCACACACAACAUGCUGCAGAUCUUCACGGGACCAUUUUUGGACAAGCGUCGUGCAAGGGUGCAGCAGCCGGCGCUCUCCUUUCACUGGCCUUAUCAAGCUCUGCCAAAGCUGGAGUGUCGGUAUUGCCCAUACGUCACUGGACGGAAGCACUUGCUGAUAAGGCACGAAAGGACCCACACGGGAGAGAAGCCCUUCAAGUGCAGUUUCUGCACUUACGCCGCUGCUCAGCCGAUGACGCUGACGGCGCACGAGAGGAGGCACACCGGCGAGAAGCCCUACAAGUGUACCCUCUGCAGCUUUGCGGCCGCCACACGUGCGGGCAUCAGGUACCACAGGGUAACGCGUCACAACAAAGAGAAGGGAGACAGGCAAACUGGUGGCAGCCGCCCUACGUAA
Messenger RNA from Ornithodoros turicata, 432 nucleotides. RefSeq names its product zinc finger protein Pegasus-like. Lineage: Eukaryota; Metazoa; Arthropoda; Arachnida; Ixodida; Argasidae. Gene Ontology annotation, molecular function: DNA-binding transcription factor activity, RNA polymerase II-specific; RNA polymerase II transcription regulatory region sequence-specific DNA binding. The record is from RefSeq and is a predicted model, not a curated record. Gene Ontology annotation, biological process: regulation of transcription by RNA polymerase II. The transcript has 2 exons. The coding region runs from base 1 to 432 and encodes 143 amino acids.